This is a messenger RNA of Pogoniulus pusillus (Red-fronted tinkerbird), 3670 nucleotides long. RefSeq names its product cilia and flagella associated protein 251 (gene CFAP251). The record is from RefSeq and is a predicted model, not a curated record. Gene Ontology annotation, molecular function: protein binding. Gene Ontology annotation, cellular component: sperm flagellum. Bases 1 to 2934 code for a protein of 977 amino acids. Lineage: Eukaryota; Metazoa; Chordata; Aves; Piciformes; Lybiidae. The transcript has 20 exons.
AUGACUGCAUUGAGGAAUGCCCUAGGAGAAGAGACUGUUGGGACAACACACUUGGAUGGUGCUGGAUCUCCUGAACAGCCUCCAGCAUUUCCUGAGCCCAUGGGGGCCUUUUCCAGCCCUCGCUCAGGCCUCAGGGAGCAGGGAACACAGCAGAGAAAUGGGGAGGAUGAUGAGUGUGAUGGCUCUGCCAGCUUGGUGUGGGCAGCCACGCCAGGGAUGCUCUUCCAGGAGGACAGGCAGACCAGCCUUCACCCUCUUAGCUUGUCCUGGGUGUUGGGCUACAACAGCAGCCUGGCAGUGCACAGCCUGAUGGAUGGGGAAGACCAGGUCCUCCUGUAUGUCUCUUCUCACACUGUGGUCAUCUAUGACAUCCUGAAGAACAGGCAGCACCACUUGCAGGGCCACACAAAUGUCAUCUCCUGCCUGUGUGUGAGUGAAGACAGACGCUGGGUUGCAACUGCCGACAGAGGGCCAGACGCUCUGAUUGUCGUGUGGGACUCCUUCUCCGGGAUACCUGUGCGCACCAUCUUUGAGAGCCAUCCCAAGGAUGGGGUCAGUGCCAUUGCUAUUUCUCACGACACCAAGUAUUUGGCAACCAUUAGUGCUGGUGCAGUGCAGAGAGUUUGUGUUUGGGAGUGGACGUCGCCCGUGGAGAAACCUGUGUGCAGCACAGAGCUGAGGCCUGAGUUUGGGCAUCAGGAUUAUGUAAUUUUUAACCCUCAAAAUCCCUGUGAGUUUGUCAGCAACAGCAAAACCCAGGUGAUAUUUUACCUGUGGGGUGAUGCUGGUUUGCAUUAUGGAGCACCAGUCCUGAACAGACAGACCUUCCACAGCGUGGUGGGACACUUCAGCCAGUCAGCUUUUCAUGUGAGCGCCUCGCAAGCUCUGAGCGGCACCUCGGCCGGGAAGCUGGUGGUGUGGGACACUGCCGGGCCCCCCGAGCAGCCCCGGGCCGGGCCGCACCGCGUCAGGGCCGCCAAGCUGGUGCCUAUGCAGAAGGACAGCAUCACUGUGCUCCAGGCGCUUGCGAGCUGCAUAGUGACAGGUGAUGUGAAAGGUCAGGUCAAAUUCUACAACGGGCAGCUGCAGCUCCUCAGCUGUUACAGCCACAGUGAAGUGGGUCCCAUUCGGUCCAUCUCCUUCUCCAAAACCUCUCCUGAUGCCUCCCCAACCUGCUCUGCCUCCAGCAGCCAGCCCUUUGUCACCAGGAACUUCAUCCUUUCAACUUCUGAUGCAACGGUGCUCCAUGUUGCAACAGACAGGACAAAGCUUGAAAGAGUCAUGGAAGAGGCAAAGGAAGCUGUGAAUGCCAUCACCUGCCACCCCCGGCAGGCAUGUGUGGCUGUGGGGAGUCGCUGUGGGCUGCUGCGGCUGUGGGACUAUCAGCAGAACAAGUACCUCAUUAGCAGGAUCUUCACUGCGGGGGGCAUCCAGUGCUUGUCCUAUGACCCUGAAGGUUAUUUUCUGGCUGCUGGUUGCACAGAUGGAAGCGUUUACAUCCUUGAUGCUAUUUCCCUUCUGUCCAGCUGCAAAGAGCUCAAGUUCUCACAUGGUCCUGUGACUCACAUCAGCUUCUCUCAUGAUUCAGAGUACCUUGCAACUGCUGAUGAGAAAUACUCAGUGAUUGUUUACAAAAGAGUUCUGCAAAAUGGGAGUGGGUGCUGGGAGCACCUAGCAGGGCUGCACUCCCACUACAAACCCAUCCGGAGCAUCCUCUUUGGGAUCCAGCUAGACAGCAACGAGCCCAGACUCCUGAGCCUUGGGGAGGACCGGCAGCUGAUUGAAUAUGACCUGAAAAGCAGCAACAAGGACCACUUAGUGGUCUUGCAUAGGGACCGGGUGGAACAGAUUGCUGUGCCCCUGUGCUUGGCCUGGUACCCACAGCUCAGCACUGAGUCCUUCAUUCUCACUGCCAACAACUGCUACAAAUUGAAGCUCUACAACACAACAACCAAAAUGUGCAGAAAGACCCUCUUGGGACCAACCCUUGGCUCCCCUCUGGAGAAGAUACAAAUCCUCCCAGGAACAAACACUGCGGACCCCCAGAAACACUAUCUGGCAUACAUUACAAAGGACAAGGUGGGUUUGCAGAUUUUGCCUGUAGACGGCAACCCUCACAAGUCCUCAGCCUUUGUUUGCCACCCAGAUGGUGUCUCUGACCUUGCCACCUCCUUUGAUGGACGCUACAUCUUUACAGCAGGGGGGAAUGACUGCACUGUUAUGAAAUGGGAGGUCAAUGUAAAUGCCUUGGAUGCUGCUGCUUCCCUGGGUGGGGAGGACUUGAUCCCAUUCUACAACCUACUGGAUGGUGGCAGAGAAGGUGAAUUCUUCAAGGAGCUGGAAGACUAUUUUUACUACGCACAGCUGCACCACCACGGUGUGGACACACUGGAGACCAGAGAGGUGUCAACACACAUUCCCUUGGAGGAAAUUCCUUUUGUCAUGAGAGCAAUGGGAUUUUAUCCAUCAGAGCAAAAGAUUGAAGAAAUGACAAAUGAAGUAAAAUUCAGCAAGUAUGUGGAUACUGGAGAACAAGUGACAAAAAUCAAUCUGGAGGAUUUUAUCAAGCUUUAUGUAAAUCACUGCCCCGCGUUUGGCUUGUCAAUGACAGAAAUACAACGAGCAUUUCAGGUUCUUGGUUAUGAUAAUGAGAAUGGAGACAGAGUAAUUGACAGAGGAAACUUACUGUUGCUGCUUCAGCGCAGAGGAGAGCAUAUGACAGAGGAUGAACUGGCACAGUGUCUGACCACCCUGCUGGGCAGGUGUCCUGGGAGAGGAGGAUCCAAACUGGAUGCUUAUGAUCCCUCAGGUGCAGCAGCUUUGAUUGAAGAAGAAAUUCCAGCAGAAAUCACAGCAGAGAUCUUCGCUGCUGACAUUCUCAGCUUACCCAUAGCUGGAAAAAAGAACAGAAAAAAAGAAGAGAUGAAUCUUUGAUUUGUUGAGAUACAGAAGCUCUGCUGCCACAAAGUUUUCUUCUGGUUCCUACUUUCCAGUCUCCUCAAAUAUCUGCAAAAUUUUGUGUUUGUUAAAAAGAACAGAGUUUCAUAUUAAUCACACCCUAGAACAAGCCCCUAGUGUAGCAUAUGCAACAAACCUAUGUAGGGAAACACUAGAGUGACUCUAAAGAAUGAAGCUGUUGCUGCUGUAGAGUCUUCUUAGGGUGGCCUCCCCAUCCUUGAUUGUAUGUGUACAAAAUUCUUAAUGAAAAGGUUGGAAGGGACCUCUAAGGUCAUCAAGUCAGACCUCUUAUCUGCCACCUCUAUGUCCAGUAGACCACGUCCUGCAGUGCCACAGCCACUCAGUUGUUUGAACGCCUCCAGGGAUGGUGACUCCACCACUUUCCUGGGCAGCCUGUUUCAAUGCCUGGCCGCUCUUUCAAGUAAAGAAAUUCUUACUGAUAUCCAACUUAACCUUUCUCUAGUGCUGCUUGAAGACAUUAUCUCUUGUCCUGUCAUUAGCUACUUGAGAGGAGAGGUCAUCACUGGUCUUACUACAACCUUGUUUCAGGUAGCUGUAGAAAGCAAUAAGGUCUCCUCUCAGCCUCCUCUUCUCCAGCUUAAACAACCCAGCUCACUCAGCCUCCCCUCAUAAGCCUCCCUUCACCAGCUUGACUGCCCUUCUCUGCACCCACACCAGCACCUCUAUGUCUUUCUUAUACUGCUGUGUCCAA